UCGCUCCUGGACCCCAUGGGGGCUUCUGACCCGGAAGUUGUGCUUUGGACUUGCUGCGGCGCUGGGGGGAUGGUGGGAGCGGGCUUGGGAACUGCAGGAGACGAACCUGCUGCCCCGCCAGGGGCUAGGGGUUGGGGGUCGCAGCCCCCACGGCCGCCCCAGCCCCCGUCCCGGGGCGUGGAGGCCGCGGCCGCGGCUGCCCUGGGGACCGGGGAUAGUUCUGUGACUACCGAGGCCCUGUUCCUGGCGUUGGGAGCCGGCGUGACUGCGCUGAGCCACCCGCUCUUCUACGUGAAGCUGCUCAUCCAGGUUGGGCAUGAACCACUGCCUCCCACUGUAGGGACCAAUGUGCUGGGGAGGAAGGUCUUCUACUUGCCCAAUUUCUUCACCUAUGCCAGACACAUUGUGCAAGUGGAUGGAAAGAGGGGACUGUUCCGAGGCCUGAGUCCAAGGCUUAUGUCUAGUGCUCUCUCCACUCUGUCCCGGGGCAGCGUGAAAAAGGCCUUCCCUUUGGAGGAGAUAGAACAUGUGUCCAACAAGGAUGAUAUGAAGACAUCACUGAGGAAAGUAGUGAAAGAGACUUCCCAUGAAAUGGUGAUGCAGUGUGUGUCCAGGGUGCUCUCUCAUCCCCUACAUGUCAUCUCGAUGCGCUGUAUGGUCCAGUUCGUGGGGCGGGAGGUCAAAUACAGUGGUGUAUUGAGCUCCAUUGGGAAGAUUUUCAAAGAAGAAGGACUGCUGGGCUUCUUUGUAGGCUUGAUCCCUCACCUCCUGGGAGAUGUGGUCUUCUUAUGGGGCUGUAACCUUUUGGCUCACUUCAUUAAUGUCUACCUGGUGGAUGACAGUUUCAGCCAAGCACUGGCAGUUCGGAGUUACACCAAGUUUGUAAUGGGGAUUGCAGUCAGCAUGCUGACCUACCCUUUCCUCUUGGUUGGUGACCUCAUGGCUGUGAACAACUGUGGGUUGCUGGCAGGCCUUCCUCCCUAUUCCCCUGUGUUCAAGUCCUGGAUUCACUGUUGGAGAUAUCUGAGCAUGCAGGGUCAGCUUUUCCGGGGAUCCAGUCUGCUUUUCCGACGAAUCUCAACAGCAUCGAGCUUCUCCAUUGAUUAAAUCAGAAUAAUUUGACUACAAUAAUAAGCACGCCAUCUCCGCCCAGCCCUAAGUGAGGGCCUAAUCAUUGGCUUACCUUGUAAGAUAAUUAUGUAACACAGGGGGGUCGGGAUGUUUGCCUUUCUGGUGGUUAUUAGUUAUCCCUCAGUUGUGUAGACAAGAGGGGGUGUCAGGGAAGGGAGAAUGGGCUUUUGGUUCAUUCUAAAAAAGGCCUUACUUCUGUCCUGAUUCUGAAUUAAGAAGAGCUAAGACUGCUUGGCAGAGUGGGACAAGAGCCAUUGGGAGUGGUUUCUGGGAAACAACCCAGAGGCAUUGCAAAAGAAGUAAAAAGUAUUAUUAGGAAGGGCACAGAGGCUCACUCCAUCACACCAGAGCCACGGUGGCAGCCGAGUCCCCCUGUUGGCCAAAAAUCAGGCAGAGAAUAGAUGAGCAAAACUCUACUCUGCUUGGUUUUGCAAACAUCAUAAAUAAUAAUAAUGAUAGCAAUAGUUUGCAUUUAUAUAGCCUUUAAAAAUUUAUGGGACAUUUUCCCAUUUUAAAAGUCUUCUAUCACUUAGCUCUGUUGAUUAAUAAAGCUUGUGUCAUGGGUUCUGGUUACCAGAACACUUUACAUAUGUUAUUUUGUUUGACUCAAUAGCCCUAAGGUGGGCAGUUUUUUAUUCUGAUUUUCAUAGUCAAGAAACUGAGGCUCAGCAAAGUUGUCUUGUCUAAGAUCACAUGCUAGAAAGUGACAGAUCUGAGACUUGAACCCAAAAGUUCUCUUGGGUGAGGGCUCUUUCCAUUCUAUGUUCAGGCUUUCCUAAUGUGGUCACAGUAAAUGUUUUUGAAAAAGAAA
This is a messenger RNA of Gracilinanus agilis (Agile Gracile Mouse Opossum), 1942 nucleotides long. RefSeq names its product mitochondrial carrier 1 (gene MTCH1). The transcript is spliced from 12 exons. Lineage: Eukaryota; Metazoa; Chordata; Mammalia; Didelphimorphia; Didelphidae. Gene Ontology annotation, biological process: positive regulation of apoptotic process. Bases 16 to 1107 code for a protein of 363 amino acids. The record is from RefSeq and is a predicted model, not a curated record. Gene Ontology annotation, cellular component: mitochondrion; membrane.